GCAUCUCCCAAUAAAUCCAUUUAAAUCAGAGAAAAAAAGACCAACUUUUUCUUCCUUGUCUUAUAAAACCUAUCUAAAGCCUUUUCAUUUUUCUAGCCGGUGUAUAUUCCUUUGUCAGUUCAAGGCAAAUCCUAUAUCAUUCAUUAUUCCUUCUUUCUUUCUUUCUUGCUUCCGACCGGGAAAAUUAAGGAACCCAGUUCAUAAAACCUGUCUGAAUAAUUGACAACCCAACUCAAAAGAUUCAAUAUUUAUUUCAUUCACCAAAGAAAAAAAGAUUCGAUGUUUUCUACACAUAAUUGAAGAAAGAGGAAAUAGAGAGAGAGAGAACACAAAGUGGACGAACAAGAACGAUGAGAGCUGGUCUAAGCACGAUCCAACAGACUCUAACCCCCGAGGCUGCCACCGUUUUAAACCAAUCAAUCUCAGAAGCGGCGCGUCGCAACCACGGCCAAACCACACCGCUACAUGUCGCAGCCACUCUUCUUGCUUCUUCCUCAGGUUUCCUUCGACGAGCCUGUAUCCGAUCCCAUCCCAACUCCUCCCACCCGCUCCAGUGUCGAGCCCUCGAGCUCUGCUUCAGCGUCGCCUUAGAGCGUCUCCCCACCGCGACGACGACUCCGGCGAACGAUCCUCCGAUCUCGAACGCGCUCAUGGCGGCGCUAAAGCGUGCUCAAGCUCAUCAACGCCGUGGAUGUCCGGAGCAGCAGCAGCAGCCGUUGUUAGCGGUGAAAGUGGAGCUGGAGCAGCUGAUUAUAUCGAUAUUGGAUGAUCCGAGUGUGAGCCGGGUUAUGCGAGAGGCUAGCUUCUCUAGCCCCGCCGUUAAAGCCGCAAUAGAACAGUCGCUGAGUAAUAAUAAUAACAAUAGUCCGUCCAAUACGACGCCGGUUCCGAGCGUUUCAUCAGUCGGGUUAAAUUUCCGACCCGGUGGAGGAGGUCCGAUGACCCGGAACACGUAUCUUAAUCCACGGUUGCAGCAGAACGGCCCCGCGUCGGUGCAGCAAACAGGGGUUAUUAAUAAGAGCGAUGACGUGGAGCGGGUGAUGGAUAUACUGGGUCGUGGGAAGAAGAAAAACCCGGUUUUAAUCGGGGAUUCGGAGCCGGGUCGGGUAAUUAAAGAGAUCCUUAAGAGAAUUGAAUCCGGAGAAGCGGCGGUUAAGAACUCAAAGGUUGUUCACUUCGAGGAGAUCGGUUCGGAUAAGGAGGAGAGAAUCAAGAAGCUAGACGGGUUGCUCGAGACCCGGAUAAAUACUUCGGAUCCUGGAGGAGUGAUUCUCAAUCUGGGAGACUUGAAAUGGCUCGUGGAGCAACCACAACCGAUGGCAGUUGAGGUAGGGAGGACGGUGGUGGCGGAGCUACGGAGGCUUUUGGAGAAGUUCCAAGGAAGGCUCUGGUUUAUCGGAACCGCCACGUGCGAGACUUAUUUACGAUGUCAAGUCUAUCAUCCGUCAAUGGAGAAUGAUUGGGAUCUGCAAGCUGUGUCGGUGGCAGCGAAAGCUCCGGCGUCCGGAGUUUUCCCUAGGCUUGCGAACAGUUUGGGAUCGUUCACGCCGUUGAAGAGCUUCGUGCCUGGGAACAUGACGACGUCGAAAUGUUGUCCGGAGUGUUCAAAGAGUUGCGAGCGAGAGCUGUCUGAAACUGAGUCAGUGUCUCAAGAGGUUAAGACACAAGUAUCUCAGACGAAACAGUUGCCACAAUGGCUGUUGAAUGCUAAACCGGUUGAUCGUGUACCGCAGGCGAAGAUUGAAGAAGUGAAGAAGAAAUGGAAUGAUGCGUGUGUGCGUCUUCAUCCUAGCUUCCAUAACAAGAACGAGAGGAUCGCUCCGAUUCCGACUCCGACUCCUAUACCGUUGACAACAAGCUCCUACAGUCCCAACAUGCUUCUCCGUCAGCCGUUACAGCAAAAGUUCCAGCCGAACAGAGAGUUGCGUGAGAGGGUACACUUGAAUCCUCCCGGGAGUCCGGUUCAGACCGAUCUUGUUCUUGGACGAACAGAGGAUUCGGAUAAGCGAGUGAGAGACUUUCUCGGCUGCAUAUCGUCUGAAUCAGUACAGAACAACAACGAUAAGAUCAGUGUUCUGCAGAACUCUCUAGACAUUGAUUUGUUUAAGAAGCUUCUAAAGGGAAUGACAGAGAAAGUCUGGUGGCAGCACGACGCAGCCUCUGCGGUCGCCGCCACGGUUAGUCAAUGCAAGCUAGGGGCUGGGAAACGACGCAGUGUGGUAUCUAAAGGAGACGUGUGGUUACUCUUUUCAGGGCCAGAUAGAGUUGGCAAGAGGAAAAUGGUGUCGGCUCUGUCUUCUCUAGUAUACGGAACCAGUCCUAUAAUGAUCUCACUCGGGUCGAGACAAGAACCAGGCGGAGUCCGUGGUAAAACCGUGUUGGACAGGAUUGCGGAAACUGUUAAGAGGAGUCCCUUCUCCGUUAUCUUGCUUGAAGAUAUCGACGAAGCGGAUAUGUUGUUGCGUGGAAGUAUAAAACGAGCGAUGGAUAGAGGGAGAAUCUCUGAUUCGCACGGACGUGAGAUCAGUUUAGGUAACGUGAUCUUUGUUAUGACAGCGAGCUGGCAUCGUUCUUCGGGAACCAAAACGUGUUUCUCAGACGACGAGGCGAAGCUGAGAGAUUUGGCUAGUGAAAGCUGGCGGUUGAGGCUGUGUAUGCGUGGUAAACGUCGAGCUAGCUGGCUGAGCAGUGGUGUUGAAGAGAGGUUGACUAAACCGAAGAAAGAACAUGGUUCCGGUUUAACGUUUGAUUUAAACCAAGCUGCUGAUACGGCCGAUGAUGGUUCGAACAAUACGUGCGAGCUAACAGAUAACAACGAUCAAGAAGAGUUUAGUGGAAAGUUAUCUUUGCAAUGUGUUCCGUUUGCGUUUCACGAGCUGGUGAGUCGCGUAGACGAUGCGGUGGCGUUUAGGGCUGUUGAUUUCGGAGCUGUGAGGCAGAGAGUUUCAGAUACGUUGUCGGAGAGGUUCGCGACGGUUGUAGGCGAAUCUUUAUCGGUUGAGGUAGAGGAAGAUGUGCUUCAGAGGAUCUUGAGUGGAGUAUGGUUAGGCGAGAUGGAGUUAGAGGAGUGGAUUCAGAAGGCGAUUGUUCCGGUUCUGAGCCAGCUUAAGGCUCGAGUGUCGUCUUCUGGUACUUACGGUGACCGUACAGUUGCUCGGCUUGAGCUAGAUGAAGAUUCCGGUGAACGGAGCGGUGGUGAUUUACUGCCGACUAGUGUUACGUUGGCAGCUUGAGGAAGAAACAGAGAUGGAGUUUUUGUUAUUACUGUGGAAGGGUAGAGAAAUAAAUAUGUCUCAACUGGUUUUGGCGCGGGGGGGGAGGUAAAACGGUUAGAGGUAAAAAAACUGUAUAAAAAGGUGUUUAUAGUUUUUUUGUUCUUUUUAUUUACUUAUAGUUUUUGUGUUUAUGUACGGUACGGGAGGGGUGAUUUAUGUAGCAAUUAUAGAGAUUUAUUUGAUUGAUAAAUAAUGAAGAUUAAUAAAGUUAUAAGUA
Messenger RNA from Brassica oleracea var. oleracea, 3492 nucleotides. Its product is annotated as chaperone protein ClpB1-like. NCBI's taxonomy places the organism in Eukaryota, Viridiplantae, Streptophyta, Magnoliopsida, Brassicales, Brassicaceae. The coding region runs from base 351 to 3233 and encodes 960 amino acids. The transcript has 3 exons. Gene Ontology annotation, molecular function: ATP binding; ATP hydrolysis activity. The record is from RefSeq and is a predicted model, not a curated record.